Molecule: messenger RNA, 7008 nt
Organism: Etheostoma spectabile (orangethroat darter)
Lineage: Eukaryota; Metazoa; Chordata; Actinopteri; Perciformes; Percidae
Product: A-kinase anchor protein 1, mitochondrial
Exons: 11
Coding region: 224-2803 (859 amino acids)
Cellular component (GO): membrane; mitochondrion
Molecular function (GO): protein kinase A regulatory subunit binding; RNA binding
Source: RefSeq, a predicted model, not a curated record
GCGGGAUUACAGACGACUUGGACACCUGAGUAUCGCGAGAUUUGACCAGCUGUUUAGUCUGUUUUUUUUUUAGACUGGUGCUGCUUGUCGGUCUACACGUGGGGAGGAUCUGACUUUGCUUUCCACUGGGACACAUUUGAAAAAUUCACAAUAUCCGUAUUGCUCUCAUCGUGGCGGCACCAAGGACCAUAACAUACUGUGUAGCUGUUAGUGUCCUGAGGAAAUGCCGCUGAGGUUUCGUUCUAUUGCGCCCUACACACUACCCGGAGUCCUUGCACUGAUCGGCUGGUGGUGGUACAUCUCGCGGAAGAAAGAGCGGAUCAUCAGCCAUGACAGCCCAGAGGGGGCUCCAACCACUAUGGGCCUUAGAGCGUCUCCAGCAGAGGGUAGCAACGGUUUGGUCGAGAAAGGCACUGUAUCUCCCUCAAAUGGCACAGAAAGUCCCACCCACAGACCGCCGAAGGUUGGCGACCUGAGAACAGAACAUGAAAAUAUUUCCCCGAUCCAUGUCCGGGACAAUGAAGCAGCACCUUCACUAAGACAAAGUUCUGAAGAAGCUGCUCCUCACCUUGACAGAAUAAGACUAGGGGAAGUCCAUAAACCCUCAUGCUCGACUCCAUUACCUGGCAAAGAAGACUGCCCGCAGGUGUCGUUGAAAGACCAUAAAGACCCAGAGAAGAGCUUAACACCUGCCUUGGUAAAAGAGCUGGAUAAACACCUAGUCAACAAGCCAGCCUCUCCUUUAGAAGCCACAGUAGAAGAGGUGGUCUUGCCCUGCCGGUCUACCAAAGUCACCAGCGCCUCCCCAACAGCGCACCUUUCUGAUGCAGAGAGGCCAGAGCCAGAAGGGGAAGUUGCAAAGCACUACAGCCCUGUGAAUACACAAGCUGAAAUAGUUGUUUAUGCAGUCACCCCAGCCAAAGUGCAGAGAGUGAUCCCAUCAGAGGCUGACUCUCUAGAGACGCCCCCUUCAGAGCAGGAUUUCCACCAACACAUUCUAAGCAGCACCCCUGCCCCAACCUCCAUGGCCCAGACAACGGACCAAGACUCCACUACCAUAUCAGAGACGCCAGAGGACAUCCAGGUACACUGUGGCCGUGGAAAGGAGCAGGAUCUGGAGCUUCUGGCAGCUGGACUCAUACAUGAGGUCAUCUCUGCAGCCACCCAGGAGGUCCUUGGUGUCACCAGUUACCAGGUCACAGAAACCAGCCAGCCCAGUUGCAGCAGCAGCAGCACACCGCUGGCCGGCAGCAGACUAUGCUCACAACAGGAGCCCAGCACAGCAGUACUGCAGCACCACCAUCUACUGUCAGGCCCCACUCAGAUAGGCUGCGAGGCCACAGAGAAGGAAGAGCUGGGGAUGCCCAAUGGCUGCUCCUCGGCCCCAGUAUGGGAGUCUGUCGAGGUCAGUCACAGGGUUCAUCAGACAAACCAUGCACAGAGAGGCCAUUGGCCUACACCGUCGCACCAAGCAGCACAGAGUCCCCCUACUUUGCUAAACAUGAAACUGAAAGGCGAUGAAGCAGCGGUGCUGGGCGACGACUCUGCCUGCAGUACGUGCCACUCUGAGGAUGGCAUUAGCAGCGAGGACCUUCAGAACAGCAUGUAUGACAACCAAACGGAUGUGAGUCAGCUUACGGACUUGUCUGCAAAAGAUGCCACCCAACCUCAAUUGCGGGUCGAGACGGCCAUGGAGGCAUCGUUGUUGGCUGUAACUGAAGACAACUCAUCGGAUGCGGUGUGUGAGAUAAAGAGGCUUAACGGACUGGGCCUGAGGAAUGGAGCUCACGGGACAUGUGAGGUGGAGACGGACCAGUCUGGAGGCUCUGAUGUGAACAGUAUGGACUCUGUGGACAGCGGCUGCACAAUGGGUGCCGGGGAAAGCCAGAGCAACCUCGCUGCCUCCUCCAGCUCUGAGCUCAUCAUCUGGGAGAUCGAGGUGCCAAAGCAUCUUGUAGGGCGGUUAAUAGGGAAGCAGGGAAGAUAUGUGAGCUUCCUGAAGCAGAACUCUGGCGCAAAGAUCUAUAUCUCCACCCUGCCUUAUACACAGGAGUUCCAGAUCUGUCACAUAGAGGGUACGCAGCAGCAGGUUGACAAAGCCCUGUCCCUGAUCGGGAAGAAGUUUAAAGAUCUGGACUUGACUAACCUGUAUGCACCUCCGCCACCCCCGCUCACAUUGCCAUCACUUCCCAUGACCUCCUGGCUUCUUCUCCCCAGCGGAGUGACCGUUGAAGUGAUCGUGGUGAACAUCGUGUCGGCCGGUCACGUCUUCGUCCAGCAGCACACCCACCCCACCUACCACGCCCUGCGCAGCCUGGACCAGCAGAUGUUCCUCUGCUACUCCCAGCCGGGCACCCCGGCCCUCCCCUCACCCGCUGAAGUGGGUGUGAUCUGUGCUGCUCCAGCGGUGGAUGGAGCCUGGUGGAGAGCUCAGGUCAUCACCUUCUAUAAAGAAACUAACGAAGUGGAGAUCAGAUACGUUGAUUAUGGAGGCUACGACCGAGUUAAGAUUGACUCACUACGGCAAAUAAGGUCUGAUUUUGUAACACUACCGUUCCAAGGGGCUGAAGUAUUGCUUGACAACAUCGCCCCACUUCCAGGAGAGGAUCGCUUCUCAGCGGAGGCCACGUCAGCACUGGAGGAGAUGACCAGAGGAGUGGCAUUGCUCGCCCAGGUCUCAAACUACGAUAACAACACGGGCCUCCCACUGGUCCACCUGUGGAACAUGGUCGGAGACGAGGUGGUUUCAGUUAACCGUACGCUGGCAGAGAGGGGCCUGGGUGUUUGGAUGGAUGGAUUUUGAACUCUAACAGGCUCUGAUCUUCACCCCUCCAUCCACCCACUCACUCCCUUAUUGUCUUGUGAUCAGCAGUCUGGGACCCGGGUCACCCACUGGAUCUAAGAAGAUUGUUUUUCCUUUCAUUUCUUUUCUUCUUUUUUGGUCCCCAUUUCUUUGAAAUGAAUUAAAAAUUGUUUGCAGGCAUAAUCUACAAGAACGGCACUGUUUCAAAAUAAAGCAACCUUCCCCUCUUGUUCUUGUACACAAAAAGAACUCAAAGAGGGAAAAAAACUAGAUACUUGUGAAAAAAAAAAACAUUUUUAAAUCUAUAUUGUAACUAAAUAAAGGUUCAACCAAAAUUUCCCCCCCUCCCCCAUCCUACCUUAAUUUUUUUGCUCUGGGCCUUUGCUCGCUGACUGUGGAUCAUCAUACUGUGUGAAGGACGACUCCAUCAGACAAUGUAUACACUUGUGAGUUUCAUUGACACCUUGGUUAUAGUUGUAGUCUGUAGGUCACUACAUUUCAAAUUCAAUUUUUAGAAGAUUGUUGGGGGUUCUUGUCCAGAUAGAAUGUAGGGGGCAGAAAGACAUUAGAGACUGAUGAGUGACGGCACGGCACAGAGCAGAGGAGGGCCCGAGUGGGGUGCCUGGUGGAGCACCCAGCUGCUCUCCAGCCUCAAGAGACAUAGACUUCUCUGGGUCUGGGUCUCCACCCAGAGCGGCUGCUGCUGCACCUCCAACAGGACCAAGGAGCGAGCUGGUUGCCUUCGCUCAACCUUUCUCCACCAUUUUGCACUGCGGUACAGAGGAGCCUGGGAUUUCAACCAACCAGACAACAUGCAGUCAAACAGCUUUUCAAAUUGGAACGCCGACUUGGGCAAGAUUUAUUUAACUCAAUAUUUCCAAGAUGCUUUUUUCUGGCAGCAAACAGCUGAUGAUGCAUCAUUGGACUGUUUGUAAUCCUCAAGUUACACAUGUUCAGUUUUUAAAGAGUUACACAACUGAAGAUCCACUCCAUUGUUCUGAUGGCACCUCAAAAUCAAAAGAUUUUGUGUCCCCAAAGUUAUUAUAAAAAUAAUAAUCAAAAGAAAAUUCUGGACUAUGGAGCCACUCGGAAAAUUUGCAAUUUCAAGGCACCACAACGGUUCGGUGUGCACUUUUUUAUUCUGUAACUAUGUUACCAAGUGUUUUAUCCUACACUUUGUAACAAAUGUUAAAGCUAUGGGAGGUCUGUGACUUUUUUUCAGUGAUUUACUAUUACUGAUAUUUCAUGUUGGUCAAAUAACUGAGGGUCUCAUUGGUGUCCUCUGGUUUAAUAAUUCCAAAGUAAUCAGGAUUUUGGGAGCUGUGGUACAGCAUUAAUAUGCUGUAAUCCUAAAAAGACUAAAAUCCAUGAAGGAAUUACCAAACUCAACUGACAUGGGAUAGAAACACUACACAAGAUUUAGUUUGCAGUGCUGCUUCUCGGUGUCGACCGGAAUAAUAAGGGUUGAUCUGAAUCCAGUUUGUGUCAUUAGUGGGCAUGGUCGAGCAGCCCAGGGGAGACAGGGUCCUCUGCUCCACAGCGUGUCCACAUCCAAUCAGCCUGUGUGCACAGACGGAGCAUGGCCUUGUUCUUCACAUGUGGAUACGCUGCCUGGAUCAAUCACUUCUUCAAAGCGGGCUUUAAAUCCUCAACCCAGACCUGAGAAAUGUUUUGAGAAUUCCGUUUUCAGGGGCCUGCAUCAAGAAGCAAAUUCAAUUUAGUGUGGCUGUCUUGGGGAUCACUGGUGUCAUUGAGCCUAACGCUGGUGAUCCUGGAUAAUGUGGCGCUGGCUAUCAACUGGCUCUGUUUGCUCUGGCUCCAUCCGUCUGCCACACGUCUUUAUUACAAAUAUCAGAGCCAUGAGUGUAAUACUUAACAUGACGAGAUGAAACGUGACACCCGUGGGGAGAUUGGGUUAUUGAUGCAAAAAUAAAUGUUGAUAAUAUAAACACUAUUUGAAUAUAAGUAAGAAUAUAAAUAUGUGUAGGAAUUGUCUUUUAAAAUGUUUUGGCUUUUAACAUGUCCUAUAGAGUCUUUUUUGCUUUAAAUUAUAGAUAUGUGAUGCACAUAAGACCGUUCUGCCAAAGUAGGGAGGAAAAAAGAAGUCACUCCCUGAUGUCUCUCUGACUAAAAGGUUGCAUUUCUAAUUUAAUGGGAGCUAGUUAACGGUGUGGGGACAUGUUUCUCUGAUUAAAGACGGCAGUGGGUGUACGCAUCAUGUUCUGAGCUGUAGUGAUGAAAUAAGGGUGUAAAAGCACCAGCACUGUCAAGAAUGAACAAAUCUGUAUAGUCAGUUCAUUACAGGCUAUUUAGGGUGUUAAAGUACCCACUGAUUGGUCGAAGCUCUGUUUUAAACCCAGAGUUAAUACAACAAAAAUGAUUCUACUGAUCUAAGAAAUACUUGUUGCUUUUAUUACGUUUCACUUUACUGUAAACCUUUUUUUUUUUUUUUUGUCUAUGUCAGGGCCCUGUAGUAAUAUUGACUCAAAUUGUCCAGUGAGCUUCUGGUCAGAAGGCAGGCAGACAGGUUUUGAUUAGGUUUUCUGUAGUAGUAGUAGCAGCAUAUGUUCCUGUGCUAAUCUCCCCCGGUUAAUACUGAGCCAGCCUGGUGAUACAGGAAAACCUGAGCCAAGCCACUAAUCUCACUCUGUGAUACAGGCCCCUGAUGGGAACACUUUUGUUUUUGAGAAUGAUCAAGUUGUUGGUGUAAUUGUGCAUUUUCACAAAAUCAUGUCUUUUAUUUCCAAAAUAAGAGACGCAGUGUCACUCGAGAUUACGUAGUCCAAGGUUAACAUCAAUUUGAGUCUGGGUGAGACGAGAUCAUUUUAGCAGUUUGAGCAGUUGUUUCAUAAAGAAGGAUCACAAGAGCAGGGUUUAGUGUGGAAAGCCAAACAAACCAGAAUUAAACUUUCAUAAAACCCAAACCUAUUCCCUCACUUCACAGUGAAGAAAACAGACAUGUAGAGAGUAAACUAUAAUAUAGGAACUUUGGAGUUUCUGUGAUGAUUUAGGAAUUAUUUAAACCUACUUUGUUAUGCAAAAGGAGCUUGAUUUGCUUAACCAACCAUGGCAACGUUGCUUUAUGAAACCCCUCUGGAUUAGUUCAACUACAUUUAAAGACAACGGUCCUACAACACGUUUCUUUUCAGUUAAAACUGCAUCUGAAUAGGUUGUCACUCUAGAUUUAUUUUUCCAGACAUUCGAUCAUGAUGUUUCAUCAGUGUCAUGGAGUCAGACCUUCCCUGUGUUUGCAAUUCAACGUAAGGAAUUCAUUUCCACCGUGGCUGUAAUUCUAACAUCAACUCUGUCUAUUUCUUUUUUAAAUCUCUUACCCUAGCAAUAAGGCAGCUUUAUUUUGAAAUUUAAGGACAGAAUGGGGAAAAGUGUGGGCAGGCCUUAAGUGUUUUUAUUUGACACAACUGAGAACUAGGAAAGUUAACUGCACUCAAUGUUAAAAAAGUUAACUACUCAAUGUAACACUGUAAACCACUAUAAAAACUCAACACGCAUUUCUAUAGUGUAUCUCAGGAAUGGUAAAUUAGGUUGAUUAGUGACUCUACAUGCCUGAGGGCAGCUGAUAGAGGACAUGGGCAUGAUUGUGCUUGAACAGAGAGAAUUCAGAUGUAUAUGAGGCAUUUGGACAAAGGCUUACAAACAAGGCGUGUUGGUUCAUGAAGAAGGUGUCCUUACGUUGUUGCUGGAAUCGGAGCAGUAGCCAUAUUGUGUGUUGUUGGCGUGUGUGCAUCCUCUGUUUCACAUGAACUGAGAUCCUGUCUGUUCCUUCUUUCUUUUUAAAUCCAGAUAAAUAUAUCUCCCCCCCCCCCCACCACCCACCUUAAAACAGUUUGAUCAAACUAAACUACAGUUUUGUUAAUUUCUGUGUAAAUAAGAUAUUUGACUGUACUUUUCUAUAACACUGGAGAGAUAGAGAUAUAAAGGGAACAUUUUUUUUUUUUUUGCUUCUGCUUGGUUUGAUCUGGUUCAUCCUGCCUCCCCUGUUUCAGUCACUCGAUGUUCUCAAGCUAUGGGACUGAUUUUUGAGUGUUUGCAUUGAAGUCAUCAUUUGAUUAUUUAAAUGGGUGUUAAGCUCUUGUGCCCAAAAGCAUUUAACAUGUACAGAUCAGUUUUGCUAGGCUCAUCUUAAGUUUUUUUUGUUGAUUGUACAGAUCUAUUAAGGGAAAAAAAAUAAAAGUUAUUUAAAGUGU